Vombatus ursinus (common wombat) is the source of this 3382-nucleotide messenger RNA. RefSeq names its product zinc finger protein 750 (gene ZNF750). Gene Ontology annotation, biological process: positive regulation of transcription by RNA polymerase II; epidermis development. The transcript has 4 exons. Gene Ontology annotation, cellular component: nucleus. Lineage: Eukaryota; Metazoa; Chordata; Mammalia; Diprotodontia; Vombatidae. Bases 419 to 2569 code for a protein of 716 amino acids. Gene Ontology annotation, molecular function: DNA-binding transcription activator activity, RNA polymerase II-specific; promoter-specific chromatin binding; RNA polymerase II cis-regulatory region sequence-specific DNA binding. The record is from RefSeq and is a predicted model, not a curated record.
AUCAGAGUGAGAACAGGUACUUCCUUCUGAGCACUGACAGCUAGAGCUGAACAGCUAAGGAAAUUAAUAUCCACAUUUUAGCACGACUACACUUCUGUUUCAGAUUUCUGAGACCUCACACAUCAAGGCCUCACACAAUUUCUUCUGAAAAAUAAUCUUUUAAGAGUUUGUGGCAUUACAAAACAACCAGGUGAAUGAGGCAAUGAUUACACCAAUAUUCAAAAAGUUCUUCUAUACCCAAUUGAAAAAGUGGCCUUUCCUCCAGAUCCUAACACUUUGGAGCCAGAUUCAAAUGAACACAAGCAUUAAAAAGUAAACAUAAGCUUCUAAAAUAAGUCAAAACCAAAGUUUGACUCUAAAGAAAUAAACUGUGAUUAGACUACAUAAAAGACAGAAUCUGAAAUUUUAAGAAGGAAAAAUGAGUCUUCUCAAAGAACGAAAACCAAAGAAACCUCAUUAUAUCCCAAGACCUCCAGGAAAGCCAUUUAAAUAUAAGUGUUUUCAGUGCCCCUUUACUUGCAAUGAAAAAUCACAUCUUUUUAAUCAUAUGAAGUAUGGCCUCUGUAAAAAUUCCAUUACAUUAGUAUCAGAGCAAGAUCGAGUUCCCAAAUGUCCCAAGUCCAAUUCCUUAGAGCCUAAACAAACACAUCAUGUAGAUUCUUUAGUUAAGCCAACUACUUCCAAGUCAAUCACCAAUGGACAAACAAAUCUUGAUUCUAAGCUUCAACAAAGCUUUGCCAAGGAAGAAGCCAAGGAAAAUUUAGAAUUACGAAAUUGUGUAACAAGUAAAUCACCAGGACAAAAUCCUCCAGUUCAGAAGAAAGCAACACCUCUUGGUUCAGCUACAGAAAGUACAAUUACUAUCCAGCCUAUUUUAGAAGGUGGUGCCAGACCUUCUGCUUUUGUACCAGUAGAACACAGACUUAAAGGAUCAGAAGGUGAUGAAGCAUCUGAAACACUGGCAAUACCUGACCCAAUUACCAAAAGUUCUUUUCACACUAAAUCUGCAUUCCAUGCACCUAAUCAUCCAUGGAAAGCUGGCUCUUUUCUCCCAGAGUUUUCACAUAAAAUUCCAUCUACAAAAGGUUUUGGAUCCAUUUCUCCUUAUAUACAACCAACUAUUCCAGAAUAUCCACCUCAUUUUUACACGGAGCAUGGACUAGCUACUAUCUAUUCACCUUAUUUACUUGCAGGUAAUUCAGUAGAGUGUGAAAACUCUUUGUUGUCUGUCUAUGGUACUCAAGACCAAAGACAUUUUCUUUCCCAUCCAGGACCAAUCCCUAAACAUUUGAAUGCAUCACCAUCAACAUAUGAGCCCUAUAAAUUUUUCCAGCAAUAUCAGUCCAGUCUUCCCAUACCAUAUGGGUUCUAUAGACCAGAGUCUGCAUUCUCUUCCUAUGGCCUUAAACUUCCACAUGUUGCUAGUAUUACAAGAGAACAAAGUUCUCACCUACUUGAAGAAACUAACUUGAUCUAUCCAACUUCAAAUCCACCCAGAUUAAACUCCUGGAAUUCCCAUAAAAAAAAUACAGAUUAUGAAAAAGAAAGCUUAGUUCUCCAAAGCCAAGAUCCUUCCAAAGAUGAACCAAAUGACAGAGAGGGGGCCAAGAUGAGCCCCCGUGCAGGAAGUGCAGCUACAGGGUCUCCAGGAAGACCUAGUCCCACCAACUUCACUCAGACAAGCCAGGCAUGUGAAGGACUGUUUGACCUCUCAAGUAAAUCAUUCCUUGGCCCAUUUGGAAAACUAAAUCAACCUGAAGAAAAUGCCACAGCCUUCAAACUUGUGAGAAAAAGCUCAGAAUACCCUGAUCCACAGUUAAAUGGAGUUGACUCCACAGUAAGCAUUAAUGUUACUGAUGAAGAUGUGCAACAUAAGACAGAAGGUACUUCUCACACAAAUGAGGACUCUUCUAACACAGAAGAAGACCCAGGAAUAGCUCCACUCAAUCUUUCUAAGAAAUCUGAAAAAAAAAAGGAAACUGCACAUGAACAUAUAUACAAAAAUAUGACUCAUAUGGAAACUCAAGACAUUAUGAAGCUACAAGACAUGCCUUUAAACCUUUCAGUGAAGGAUUCCUGCAAUACUCUGAACCUGAAACCUUCAUUCCACAGUUUAUCACAAGAUGCUAAAGCUGCUGCUACACAGAAAAUUGAAAGUUCUAAAGCAGAACAUUAUAUAAAAAAUCACCAACAAAGCAGCCAUCAAGAUGACAUUUCAUUCACACCCAAUAAUGGUGAAGCACAAGAUUUAAGAAUGAUUGACAACAGUGAUGAACAGAAACAAACAGCGGCUGUUGCUCUCUGCCAAUUAGCUGCAUACAGUCCUGGAAAAAUAAAAAAUAAAAAAAUAGAAACUGAAGCACAAAAUGCUCAGGAUUCCGCUUUUCAACAAGAUGAACCCACCUUCAGUUCCAAAGAAAUUCAGGAUACUGAAUGUAAUUCUAAAUCAAAAGGACAAAAGAGGACGAAUCAAAAAGAAACAGGAAAAUCCCACCAAGGAACUAAAAAGGCAAAACCAAAUGACACUGCUAGAGUGUUCACUCUAAGAAAGAGAACACGAGUGUCUUAACACUUAACUUUCAUAUAUGCUUUCAGACCACAAAACAGCAAAGCUUAUUCACUGGACCACAUGACUCAUAUUAGCUAUUUUUAAGCAAAUUUUCUAUUGAAUCAACUUUUACUAUAUUUUUUUCUUUUUUUGUUCUACGGAAAACAGCAUCCUGUAAAUAGUAAAUGUUUAUAACAAAGGUGCUUAUAAAUUGUAAUAAAUAUUUUUGAAUGAUCCAGGUUUCUAAUGCAUAUGACUAAGAUUCUAAUAGGCAAACUUCUGUAUUCAUAACAAGGUCAAUGGAAAUGCAAAGGACUAAAGAAUAAUGUUUUUGGCAUAGGCCACAAAGCAAGAACACUUUUACGUUUGCUCCUAUUACAAAAAUGUUUCCUGCAUUAGAAAGAACUACAUAUUUGUUAUAACAAGAGUUUCCUUAAAUUCUCAAAUUUAUUUACUGUUAGCUGUUUUGCAAAUAAAAUGUAAAUUUACUGAAGACCAAGAACCUAUGUGUGUAAACGUCAUAUAUAUUAAAAAAAAUGUAUGUAUGUAUGCAUGCAUAUAUUCAGAAAUUAAAUGCCUUUGUGAUCAAUGUGAAAACUACGAUUUCUUACUGCUGAAAAUAAUCCAUGGAUAUCAAAAGGAUAUUUAUAUAAAUAAUUUAUUUUCAUUAGUGAAAAAAAUACCAUUGGUUGAAGGUGUUAUUUCAGUAAAUGUGGAACAUGAAUUUAUGACAUUUAUUUGGUUAGGAUGGGUAACUGAAUUUUGCAACCUUUUCAUUCUUGUUUUCUAUGUUAAGACCUGUGCAUAUGAUUUCUAUUAUUUUUCAAAUAAAUC